Molecule: messenger RNA, 759 nt
Organism: Aspergillus pseudotamarii
Lineage: Eukaryota; Fungi; Ascomycota; Eurotiomycetes; Eurotiales; Aspergillaceae
Product: ER lumen protein-retaining receptor
Exons: 2
Coding region: 1-759 (252 amino acids)
Biological process (GO): protein retention in ER lumen; endoplasmic reticulum to Golgi vesicle-mediated transport
Cellular component (GO): membrane; cis-Golgi network; endoplasmic reticulum
Molecular function (GO): ER lumen protein retrieval receptor activity
Source: RefSeq, a predicted model, not a curated record
AUGAAGGUAUUUCCCCGGACACGGGAAAGGGAGAGGGCAUGGAAACUGGCUUUGGGCUCUGCUGCGGCGUCUUUAGUGUUAGCACCCAUCUUGACGCUAAUAUUCAGGCAUCCUUGGCCACAGAGAUGGUUCACGGAGAUUUGGUGGACAUUCUCGAUCGUCCUGGAAUCCGUUUGCGUGCUACCCCAAUUACUGCUCCUACGCCAGACCACCGUCCCCACUGUCAUCGACUCCUAUUAUCUCCUUACAUUAGGUUCCUACCGGGGAUUUUACAUUCUGAAUUGGCUGUAUAGGGGAUUUGUCUCUCAUUACUGGGACCCUAUUUCAGAUAUUUUUGGCAUCGUCCAGACCGCGUUCUACAUUGACUUCGCUUGGGUCUACUACACGCGGCAGCGUGUGAAACUCCGCAAUGGUGGUGUUGUAGACUCGGAGGAUUUCCGGAACAGCUGGCUGGUCAACAAAGUGUUGAGUUUCAGGCAGCGAAGGAGCGUCGAUGAAGAACAGCACCUGCAUGAUGAAGGAGCAGAAGUCGGACAUGGGGCUGAUGGUGAACGGCCGAGAAACAAUCGCUGGGGAGCUCGAGGGAUCAGUAUCUCCGCAGAUGACACACUAAACGAGAGUCGCCAUCCCAAGCCCAGCAGUGCAGGUGACGACCGACUGGAGGGAUUUCUGGAGGACGAAGAGGACACUUGGGAAGAGCACGCAAACCAGCAAACACAGCACAAGCAUUCUCCUGAUGUGACGGACAACCAGAAGUGA